Messenger RNA from Mesorhabditis spiculigera, 1560 nucleotides. NCBI's taxonomy places the organism in Eukaryota, Metazoa, Nematoda, Chromadorea, Rhabditida, Rhabditidae. The record is from the annotation of a GenBank genome assembly.
AUGUUUGCCGCCGCUGGAACAAAGACCGACAUCCCGAUUCUCCAAAAAUUCCCUGCCGAUGUGCAGCUGGAGAAGUUCCGGGCCGACAACCCGGUAACCGCCACCCUUACCACCAGCGCCGGAGCCCCGAUCCAUGAGAAGAAAGCGGUGAUGACGGCCGGGCCGAGGGGCCCGAUGCUAAUGCAGGACUUUGUUUACCUCAACGAGAUGGCGCAUUUCGACCGCGAGAGGAUCCCCGAACGUGUCGUGCACGCGAACGGAGCCGGCGCCCACGGCUACCUGGAAAUCACGCACGACAUCACCCAGUACACCAAGGCCGACAUUUUCUCGGAGAUUGGCAAGAAAACGCCGGCUUUUGUGCGAUUUUCGACAGUUGGCGGCGACCAAGGAUCCGCCGACACGGCCCGAGACCCGCGUGGCUUUGCCAUGAAAUUCUACACGCAGGAGGGGAACUGGGAUCUGGUUGGCAACAACACACCGAUUUUCUUCAUGCGAGACCCGAUCUUCUUCCCGUCAUUUAUCCAUACCCAGAAGCGGAACCCGCAGACGCAUUUGAGGGACCCGAAUGCCAUGUUUGACUACUGGAGCCUGCGCCCCGAGUCGAUUCACCAGGUAAUGUUCCUAUUCGGCGACCGCGGAAUCCCGGACGGCUAUCGUCACAUGGAUGGCUAUGGAUCCCACACCUUCAAACUCGUCAACAAGGACAACCAGCCGAUCUACUGCAAGUUCCAUUUCAAGACCAAGCAAGGCAACAAGUUCCUGGAGGACAAGGAAGCUACAAAGCUCGCUGGAGAAGAUCCAGAUUAUGCUAUUCGAGAUCUCUUCAACUCGAUCGAGAAGGGCUUCUUCCCGGAGUGGACCAUGUAUAUUCAGAUCAUGCAAUACGCGCAAGCCGAAACCUGGGAGUUCAACCCUUUUGAUGUCACCAAGAUCUGGCCCCACAAGGAGUUCCCGCUGAUCCCCGUCGGAAAGUUGGUGCUCAACCGGAACCCGCAGAACUACUUCCAAGAGGUCGAACAGUCCGCUUUCUGUCCCGCCCACGUCGUGCCGGGGAUCGAGUUCUCGCCCGACCGGAUGCUACAGGGCCGCAUCUUCUCAUACCCGGACACCCAAUUCCACCGACUUGGCCCAAACUACCAGCAGCUCCCCAUCAAUUGUCCGAUUGUCCCGGUUAACAACUAUCAAUUCGAUGGUCUUGCAGCAAUCACACCGAAAGGUGGCUGCCCGAUGUACCACCCGAAUUCUUUCCACGGUCCAAAGGAGUUAACGACGAUGCACACCCGCGAGCACGUCUAUUCAGUGACUGGUGAUGCCGCGCGAUACGACGACGGAGACGAGCACAACUUCGAGCAGCCGCGCGAGUUCUGGAACAAGGUCCUCGACGAGCCGGCCCGUGAGCGUAUGGUCAAGAAUUUUGCCGGAGUGCUCGUCGCCUGCAACCCGGCCGUCGUCGAGCGCUUUAUUGGAGUUUGCGGACAGGUCCAUCCCGACUUUGGAGCAAAGCUUCAUCAAGCCGUCAUUGACCAGCAUGGCGAGGCGACCGACCCGAAAGCCCGAGGA